AUGAGUCGUGUGCUGGCUGUGGCUGGCCGGGAGCUUAUUAUUAGAGAGGACCACCGCCUGGACAGCGAGGCAGGGUGCGUUGUGUGGGACGCCGGGCUCUGCCUCGUAUACUACCUGGAUCACGCAGCGUCCCUCGUGGCUGGCAAGCGCGUGAUUGAGCUGGGCUGCGGGCCGGGAGCGGUGGGGUGCACUGCAGCGGCUCUUGGGGCGGAGAGCGUCGUCCUGACCGACCUGCCGCAUCUGCUGCCGCUCGUGCGCUCCAACAUCGAGGCCAACCCCCUGGGCGGGGUUGCCACCGCUGCGGCGCUUGCCUGGGGCGAUCCCGUGGGCCACCUGCAGCCGCCCUUUGACCUGGUCCUCGCCUCGGACGUCCUCUACCAAGCCGAGGCGCUGCCGCUGUUUGUGCAGACCCUGGCCGCGCUUUCCUCUCCCCGCACGCUGACCGUGCUGUGCAACGAGCACCGCCCCGCGCUGCCCUUCCCCUGGCAGCUCUUCCGUGCGGCUGGCUUUGAGGUGCGGCAGGUGCCGCUGAGCGAGCAGCACCCAGAGUGGAGCAGCGAAGACAUCCAUCUGUUCCACAUCCGGCUGGCCUGCAACACAAGUGACGGCGGCGACAGCUGA
Chlorella variabilis is the source of this 621-nucleotide messenger RNA. RefSeq lists its product as hypothetical. The record is from RefSeq and is a predicted model, not a curated record. The coding region runs from base 1 to 621 and encodes 206 amino acids. Lineage: Eukaryota; Viridiplantae; Chlorophyta; Trebouxiophyceae; Chlorellales; Chlorellaceae. The transcript is spliced from 3 exons.